This is a messenger RNA of Pipistrellus nathusii (Nathusius's pipistrelle), 459 nucleotides long. Lineage: Eukaryota; Metazoa; Chordata; Mammalia; Chiroptera; Vespertilionidae. The record is from the annotation of a GenBank genome assembly.
AUGGUCAGAGCUACCAUGGCUCCUUGGCCCGAGGCGGUAACGGCCCAGCCCAACCCAGAUGAAUACAUGGGAGGCAUCACCGGCCAGCAGCCCCCCACAGAUGGAAAAGGAAAAGAGCCCAACAAAGGUGUCGCAGGGACCACUGAAACCAAGACUGAGCUUCAGCCAUACCACCCCACCGCCACCCAGAGUGAGGAGCCCACCCACGUUGAAGACCCCCCGAGCUUCAGCCCGAGGGGACCAAGUGGUCGGAGAGACGCCAAAGGGGAGAUUCUGUCCGUCCUGAAAAGGGUCGGGAGGCUCCUUCUGCUCCUGGGCCUCCUCUACCUGUUCGUGUGCUCCUUGGAUGUCCUCAGCAGCGCCUUCCAGCUGGUGGGCGGGAAAAUGGCCGGGACGUUCUUCAGCAACAACUCCAUCCUGUCCAACCCCCUGGCGGUCCUGCGAUCGGGGUGCUGGUGA